Molecule: messenger RNA, 635 nt
Organism: Helianthus annuus (common sunflower)
Lineage: Eukaryota; Viridiplantae; Streptophyta; Magnoliopsida; Asterales; Asteraceae
Product: autophagy-related protein 8f
Exons: 6
Coding region: 103-462 (119 amino acids)
Biological process (GO): cellular response to nitrogen starvation
Source: RefSeq, a predicted model, not a curated record
UUCAAUUUAUAAGGACAAAACAAAAGACUGAGCAGUUUUAUUAUCUUCUAAAAUCAAUCAACUCUCUCUCUCUCUCCCUCAUUAUAUCGUCGAAAUAGUGACAUGGCAAAGAGUUUAUUCAAGCAAGAACAUGAUCUUGAGAAAAGGCGUGCUGAGGCUGCUAGAAUUAGAGAAAAGUACCCCGAUAGGAUUCCAGUGAUCGUGGAAAAAGGGGAGAGGAGCGAUGUUCCCACCAUCGAUAAGAAAAAGUACCUUGUUCCAGCCGAUUUGACUGUUGGCCAAUUUGUUUAUGUGAUUCGUAAAAGGAUUAAGUUAAGCGCUGAGAAAGCUAUAUUUAUAUUCGUUGACAACGCCCUGCCACCAACGGGGGCGAUUAUGUCCUCUGUAUACGAAGAAAAGAAGGAUGAAGACGGUUUCUUGUACGUGACUUACAGCGGAGAAAACACAUUUGGAGAACAGUAAUACUUUUUCCAAAUAUUUUUUUUCUGUUUUUUAUAAUAUCUUACAUUUUCAUGGAUCUUGUUCUUUCUGUCAAGAAAAUACCAUGAAUCCAUGAUACAAGUGCAGAUGUGUAUAUAAUAUAAGCCUGAAUAAUGGGUAUGUUAGUAAUCAUUUGCUUUUCAUUGUAUCAUCAA